CCGACCCCGGCAUCCGCAUCCUCCAGAGCCAGUAGUGAGGUGAAGUGAGACGUACAAAAGUCCCAGCUGCCAAUGUUCGUUCUCCUGGCUUGUUUUGGCUCGCCAUUGAAUUCUUUCACCCAUCCCAAGUAUCAAAGAACAACGAGAAAAGGCCUGGAGGCCGCCCUUUGAGCGUGCCUGAGCCUCGCGGCAGUCGCUUCGUCUCCCACAAUGAGAUCCCCGCCACUUUCUGUCAUAGCGACCUGGCCGCCCGCAAAUUACGUGGACCCAGUGACCAGAGGACCCGCGCUGCUGAUCAUCGAAUGUAUAUUCAUAUCCUUAGCAUGGAUCGUGUUGGUGUUGCGAAUGUACGUGCGACUGGUGAUGUUGAGGAGGACCUGGUGGGAUGAUUGGAUCAUGAUAAUCGCCGCAAUAUGCACGACAGGCGUGACAGCAUGCGUGAUACUGGCAACGCAGAGAUACGGCUGGGACCUUCACGUCUGGGACGUAAAAUACGAGCAGCUCAUUGCGGGCAGAAAGAUCUCGAUCGCAGCACAGACGAUCUUUCUGUGGGCAUCGAAUUUGACAAAAUUAUCGAUCCUUCUCAGCUAUCUUCGAAUCGCGACACCAAAGUCAAAGUUUCGCUUCUUCACAUGGUGCAGCAUCGUGUACGUGAUUUUGAUCCACGUUAUUUUUCACAUUGUGCUUUGGACGCAGUGCUCCCCCGCUAGCAAGUACUGGGAUCUCUUCGACAACAACCGACAUUGUGAAGACGAGGGCCCGCCCCUCAUGGGCCAGAUUUCUACCAGUAUCGCGGCCGACUUUAUUGUUUAUGUACUGCCUAUGGCAACCAUGGCCAGGCUUCGACUCCCGCUGUCACAGAGAAUCAUUCUCAUGGUCGUCUUUGGCUUUGGCGCCGUCGUCGUCGUCGCCGGCUGCCUUCGACUAUAUUAUACUCACUUGACAGUUUACGAGACCUACGAUGUCACUUGGGUGGGCUACAACCUAUGGAUCUGGACUGCCGUUGAGGUAAACUUGGGCAUCAUCUGCGGCUGUGUGCCUGCUCUCAGGCCACUCGUGUACAAAGCAAAAACGCACCUUACAUCAAAUUACCUGAAGACGGGUUCAACCUCGUCGAAAAGGAGCCGUUCAUACGGCAUCGGGAGCAUACGGAAAUCACAGCCUGCUGACAACAAUCUCGAUGGCGACGUCAGCCUUGUCGAUAAAAACAUAUCAAGCAUCGAAAAGACCGUGGACUGGGAAGUCACAGAGACCGAUCAGAGCUUGAACGAGCAGCCUGCGAAACCAUUCGACCACACGACUCAAGGAUCAUGGCUCGAAGAUUCAGAUGGUCAUUCAGAUCCCAGCCGAAGGAAUCAGCUUGGAGUAUACGGAAUGUCUGCGACCGAGAUAACAAGGUCGUCUUUUGGCUUGAAGAGAUAGCCCCCGAUAGAGCGUUUGACCGACUCCUGUGUAUUAUCAUGAGCGAAUUCAACAAGUUAUAUAUUUCAACACA
Verruconis gallopava is the source of this 1495-nucleotide messenger RNA. RefSeq lists its product as uncharacterized. Lineage: Eukaryota; Fungi; Ascomycota; Dothideomycetes; Venturiales; Sympoventuriaceae. Bases 211 to 1422 code for a protein of 403 amino acids. The transcript is spliced from 3 exons. The record is from RefSeq and is a predicted model, not a curated record.